Messenger RNA from Arctia plantaginis, 408 nucleotides. The record is from the annotation of a GenBank genome assembly. Lineage: Eukaryota; Metazoa; Arthropoda; Insecta; Lepidoptera; Erebidae.
AUGAGCGACAACACAGCUCACAAUUUGGUGUUGUGGCAAUCACAGAAAGACCACAAAGCGAAAUUCAUGAUAUGGCUCUUAUGGAAACGCUCACGACGAGUUGUGGCAAUCAAAGAAAGAUCACAUAGCGAAAUUCAUGAUAUGGCUCUUAUGGAAACGCUCACGACGAGUUGUGGCAAUCAAAGAAAGAUCACAAAGCGAAAUUCAUGUUAUGGCUCUUAUGGAAACGCUCACGACGAGUUGUGGCAAUCAAAGAAAGAUCACAUAGCGAAAUUCAUGAUAUGGCUCUUAUGGAAACGCUCACGACGAGUUGUGGCAAUCAAAGAAAGAUCACAUAGCGAAAUUCAUGAUAUGGCUCUUAUGGAAACGCUCACGACGAGUUGUGGCAAUCAAAGAAAGAUCACAUAG